Messenger RNA from Austrofundulus limnaeus, 837 nucleotides. Its product is annotated as delta-like protein B. Lineage: Eukaryota; Metazoa; Chordata; Actinopteri; Cyprinodontiformes; Rivulidae. The record is from RefSeq and is a predicted model, not a curated record. Gene Ontology annotation, molecular function: calcium ion binding. Gene Ontology annotation, cellular component: plasma membrane; protein-containing complex. Gene Ontology annotation, biological process: heterophilic cell-cell adhesion; establishment or maintenance of epithelial cell apical/basal polarity; Notch signaling pathway.
CCAUCACCCACGCCUCCACAAAACACACGCGAGCACGCGGGUGGGUCUAUAUAAAAGCUCUGUGCGUCUUUACGCAGCAGAACCAGAACAAGGACGCAGCAUCCUGAGUGGACCGGACCUGGAGGACUCAGGACUCAGUUUAUUUUUCCCCCUCUCUCGGUCUUGAAGAUUUUGGAUUUAUUUUUGCUCGUGCUGGAUGUGGACAUCUGUUUGGACUGAUUUGGAUCUGGAGUAAAAUGGCCCACCUGAGGUACCUGCUGGUUCUGGCCUUGGUUAACGCGGUUCUGUCCUCCGGGGUGUUCGAGCUGAAGAUCCAUUCCUUCCACACGGCCCAGCGCAUGUGCCGGAGACACAGAGACUGUCACAUCUUCUUCAGAAUCUGCCUCAAACACCCAGAGGACGUCAUCUCAGCRGAGCCGCCCUGCACCUUCGGAACCGGACACACUAAUGUGAUCCGGGCCGACCACACGUCCAUCUCCAGCAGUGCUCCCAUCAGGGUCCCGUUUCACUUCAAAUGGCCGGGAACCUUCUCUUUGAUCAUCGAGGCCUGGAACACCGAGUCUCCAACAGAAUACACAGAUAACCACAACAACCUGGUGAGUCGCCUGGCCACCAGGCGGAGGCUGGCCAUCGGGGAGGACUGGUCCCAGGACGUCCACUUCGGGGAGCAGAGCGAGCUGCGCUACUCCUACCACGUCUUCUGUGACGAGUUCUACUUCGGGGACGGCUGCGCGGACUACUGCCGGCCCAGGGACGACACGCUGGGCCACUACACCUGCGAUGAGGAGGGGAACCGCGUCUGUCUGCAGGGCUGGAAGGGAAACUACUGCUCUGAGC